AUGGCUGGCGAUUCCCUUCUGUCGAGCAUCAAGAAUAAGGUGUCGUCAAAGUUACAAAAGAACAAAAAGAAGCACUCAAAGAAAAAUGGGACUGACAAGCAGGUAAAGGAUACGACUGACAAUGAGUCCUACGGCGAUAGACAGGAUCUCUUACGUUGCGAAGCUUUAUCUUUAGGAGCCACCGAAAAAGACCUUGAGUUGAUUGGAAAUCUCGACGAUGAUGACGAGGCUAGUGAGCAAGAAUUCGGAGACGCCGGGGCAGCAGAAGAAGAUGAGAAAUUCGGCAACGAACUGCAGAGCUUUUUGCAAAACCUUGGAUUAAAUAAGGAAAGUGCAGAGCGGUUUGCUGUUGAAGCUGAUGACGAGGAGAUUGUCGACAAAGAGACCGAAAGGGUCGAACAUCAAGAUCAAGAGACACUUAGUUCAGAUCCAAAAUCAGAAGACACAGCAGAAAAGGAAGCAGAAUCGGACGCAGAAUUCAACGUCGAAGAGAAGGAGAAUAAAGAAGGAGUAAAGGAGGACAGCGGAUUCGUUACUCAAAGUGAUAUGGUCAACUCAGAUAAGUUACUCAUCCCAUUUGAGACUGUAUGGUACAAUAUACCAUUGGACCCACAAAUUGCUCAGAAUUUGAAGGAGAAAGAUGCUCCUUUAACCAAAGAACAAAUCGAUAGGUUGUAUGAACGGGGCAAAGAAAGCCUGCUUGCUGAUAACCAGAUUUACUAUGAUGAGUUAACGAAGGAAUCAUCACAGAGAAAAUUCAUGACCCAAGUGUUGUCAAGCGGUACUCUGAACGAUAAAAUCUCUGCAUUGACCCUUUUGAUGCAAGAAUCUCCCAUUCACAACAUAAAGUGCUUAGAAACUUUGAUGACAUUCUGUAGCAAGAAAUCGAGAAACUCCAUUUUACAAAGUUUGAACGCUUUGAAGGACCUGUUCCUGAACGGACUUUUACCAGAUAGAAAAUUAAGGUACUUCAAAAAUCAGCCUGGCCUCUCAAUGAUGCUGAAUAAGAAAACUUUGGCAAUCUUUUAUUUCGAAGAUCUCCUCAAGAGAACCUAUUUCAAAAUUUUAGAGGUUUUGGAGAAACUGUCACACGACCCCAUCAUCCACGUCAGAUUACAAUGCUUAAAUCAUAUUUUUGAUCUUCUAACCAGCAAGCCAGAGCAAGAAUUCAAUUUAUUACGGUUAGGUGUUAACAAGCUAGGUGACAUUGAUUCCAAGGUCUCCUCCAAGGCUUCAUAUUUACUACUGAAGCUUGAACAGGCACAUCCCAAUAUGAAAAGUAUUCUGAUCGAUGCAAUUGUCGACACCUGCCUAAGGCCCAACGUAGAUUACCACACAACCUACUAUUCCGUGAUCACGCUUAAUCAAACGAUUCUAAGAAGAAGUGAGGACGACAUAGCAAAUAAACUGAUCAAGACGUAUUUCACUCUUUUUGAGAAAUUUUUGGUCGAUUCCGACAGUCAGCAUGAUAAUGAUGCUGUUCAAAGUUCGAAUAAAAGCUAUGAAACAAAGAGGAAGAAGAAUUUCAAGAAGGGUAAAAAGGGCGGUAAAUCAGUGAAGAACGAGAAAACCGAAGCUGAUAUUGUCAGCGAGAAAAACUCAAAACUGUUCAAUGCUUUACUGACAGGUGUAAAUCGGGCCUUCCCGUUUGCCCGGGUUCCAGCUUCGGUCUAUGAGGCUCAUUUAGAGACUUUGUUCAAGAUUACACAUUCUUCCAACUUCAACACUUCCGUGCAAGCCCUAGUGUUGAUCAAUCAAGUUGUCGUCAAAGCCGAACUAAACAGUGAUAGAUACUACAGAACGCUCUAUGAAAGUUUGUUAGACUCAAGAUUGGUCACAUCUUCCAAGCAAGGUAUUUACCUGAAUCUUCUUUACAAGUCUUUGAAACAAGAUGCCGCCAAUGUGGAGCGGGUUGAAGCUUUCGUGAAAAGAAUUCUACAAGUGUGUUCCCAUUGGCUCAACGUCGGGACCAUUGCAGGAUUCCUAUACCUGUUAUUGCAGCUUGUUCAAGCUGUUCCACAGAUCAAGAACUUGUUAACAAACACGCCGGUGGAUCAUGAAUAUCAAUCGGAAAGUGAGGAAGACGAAGCUUCGAAGCCAAAGAACAGAAAGUACGAUAGUCGAAAGCGUGAUCCAAAAUUUGCGAACGCAGAUCAGUCCUCUCUUUGGGAAAUCAUUCAGUUUACGGACCAUUACCAUCCGACCGUCCAAAUGUAUGCUCAAGCUUUCUUACAAAACAAGAAAGACGAGGUGGUCAAACCCGAUUUGGGUCUCUACACACUGGCCCAUUUCCUCGACAGAUUUGUCUACAGGAAUGCAAAGCAAAAGCCAACCGUCAGAGGCUCCUCAAUCAUGCAACCACUAUACGGCGGCUCGCAGAUAGAUCAGGGAUUGCUGGUUAAGUCGUCGGAUUACGCUGCAAACCAAGUCCCUGCCAACACACAGAAUUGGUUAAACAAAAAAGUGCAGGACAUUAAGCCCGAUGAGAUGUUCUUUUACCAGUACUUCACCACCAAACAAAGUGCAAUAAAGACGAAAAAAGACGAAGGCAGGCUAGACGAAAACAGUGACGGUGAGAUGAAUGAAGAUGAAGUCUGGAAUGCCCUUGUCAAAUCUCGACCCGAUGUUGAGGACGACAGCGAAGACGACGACAUCGGGUUUGAUGACGAAGACUUCGACUCCAUAAGCGAAAGCGAAGGCGACGACGUUCCAGAGCAGGAAUCAGACGAUGACUCAUCUGCGGAAGAAGAAAACGAACAACUGGAGCAACGGAAGAGGGAAGAAAACGACGGUGAAGAGAGUGACGAUGAUGAUGUAUUCUACAGCUUUUUAGACGAUGAAGUCAAAGAAGAGGGCAUUGACGAAAAUAGUGCACAAGAAGAUGAAGACGCAGAACAACAAGAAGACGGAUCGAAGAAGCGUCCCCACAGCAGCUCAGCCAAGAAUAACAAGAAAAGCAAAAAGAGAAAGCUGAAGGACUUGCCCCUUUAUGCCUCGGUCGACGAUUACCGAAAACUCCUAGAUUCCGAUGCAGAAUAA
This is a messenger RNA of Torulaspora globosa, 3039 nucleotides long. It is a transcript of the gene MAK21, whose product is annotated as RNA-binding ribosome biosynthesis protein MAK21. Lineage: Eukaryota; Fungi; Ascomycota; Saccharomycetes; Saccharomycetales; Saccharomycetaceae. The coding region runs from base 1 to 3039 and encodes 1012 amino acids. The transcript has a single exon. Gene Ontology annotation, cellular component: nucleus. The record is from RefSeq and is a predicted model, not a curated record.